Angiostrongylus costaricensis is the source of this 348-nucleotide messenger RNA. NCBI's taxonomy places the organism in Eukaryota, Metazoa, Nematoda, Chromadorea, Rhabditida, Metastrongylidae. The record is from the annotation of a GenBank genome assembly.
AUGCUGGUUAUACCAGCGUCUUCGAUAUGUGUGGUGCGUCAUUCAAUCGAUCUUUCGAUACUAAUUCGACCUUUUUGGUGUGAUGAGACGGAGGGAGAGGGACACGGAGACGGAGAAGAAGAAGAGGAGGAGCAAGAGGAGAAGGAGAAGAAGAAGGAGGAGGAGAUUAUGGGCUUUGUAAAUACAAAUGGCCAGACGAUGAUGGGAAGUAUGUUGCACUUUGACCUGGAUAAACAAAAUCAUCUCUUUUUCUUGAAGCUGUUCACUCGAUUAGUUGGGCCUCUAGUUAUGGGUUAUCCUAUAAGCGAACGUCGCUCUGAAAUCUUUCAUGUUGGCCAAAAACAAUAA